AUGCCUCAGCCACCGGCAGAUUUGAUCAAUGUCCCGCCUGAACUCCUUUCGCCGUCAGAUGACCACAAAUACCUUGGUGCCAGCCAUAAGGACCGGUGGGAACAUCUCAAACCGGUAAUCAUUGAAUUGUAUACUGGCAAUUAUGGGAAGAACAACAAACCACCUACCAUCACCCAGAUUGUCUCUUUCAUGAGGAAUAACUAUUCUUUUCAUGCUGCUGCAAACGAGUAUCCCCAUCGCUUCCGGGCCUGGGGCGUUAGUGACCGGCGUGUUACCAAAGCCAGACUUAACGAAAUCGCUUUGGCUUUGGACAGGCGUCCUGGAACUGAAAUGAGUACUUCCAAAGUUACUCUUAAGCGUGGUCCAAGAGAAGAGAAACUUGACGUACGACGAGUCAAAAGACAUCUCCAAGGGAGCUCUUCUUCUGCGCGACCCGAGGCCAUGCAGUAUGGAUGGUUAUCGUCUUGGACAUUACCAUAUGCUGCAUUUGUGUCAGCAUUGCCCAGGAAUCCCGACUCCGCCUCUCCGUACGGGACACAGCCAGCGACACCUGGUUAUCUAAGAUUCAGUAACUCCCAAACAACUUCUCCCUGUGGCGAAGGCUCUGAUCCUUCCCCAAACACGCAACUUCUCCUUCAGAAGGCAAGAGACAAUCGAACAAGUCUAUUUCUGCAAGGACGUUUAAAGGAUCUCAUCGUCAGCAUGAACCAAGAUGAUCGCAAGCAAGUCCAGGCCCCUCCCUAUUUCUAUAUGCACGGCUUCCUCACUGCCAAGAACUGGGGGUCUCCGCCAUCAAUCGUCAAUGUUCGCACACCAUCUGGCUUCACGCCCUCGGCCUUUCUCCAGUUCCCUUCAAGUCCAUUACAAUCAGAUGCGUCACAUCAUGUCAAUAUCACCAACCCCCCAACCAAUUUAUGUCGGUGGUCCAUUCACGUCGAGGAAGUCGAUUAUGAACCACUUCCAGACCAGUCACUCGACUUAAACUCAACAUUGGUGUCAUUUCCGGACUGUCUGCAUGAAUCUAUUUCGACCGGGGACUUUACCGAACUUCGCAAUGAUAAUUUGCCUCUUUCCCAUGAGACUAUCGUCCACUCUUUGACUGAGAAUCCUAUAGCUCUUGAGCUAGACUCUUGGAAAUUGGCUAUCAUGGCCGGCAACAGCGAUUUACUGCUCGAUUUACGUCACAACAUUAGGCAAAAACCCUAUCUCCUCGAAGAGAUCAGGUCCAUAUAUCCGUACCACCUUGCAGCCUCGUAUCUCAAUGGAGGCGGCCCGUGCUGCACAAUUUUCGCAUCCUUGGAUAGAACAUUGGGGCGAUCACAUUUACUUCAACAUAAUAUCAACGACUUCGGACAUACAAUUCUGGAUUCCCUUCUAGUUUCUGUCCUGCGCUCACACACAAGUGUGCAUCCAGAAAUAGUCAGCGACGAGUUUCGAGCACUUUCGAGAUUCCCUGGCGAGGAAAAGGACAUUUGCGGCAGGUGGGACGCUGAUAGCUCUGAAGUACGUGGGCUUUUUGCGCAAGGCUAUGCUCGGAUUCCUACGAGAUGGAAGCAUCCGUUUUGCCAUUCCGCCAUCCAAGCGGUAUGUCACGGCGCUAUGUCAAUAUUUGGCGAUCUAACCUGUGCCAACAUAAAUUGCCCGAGUGGUCUGUUCAUACGUCGAUGCACGGAAUGCGGUAUAGAGCUCAAACUGGGACCACUUCACACACUUGUUGCAACAGCCUUCUUCCUGGGACAGUCUGGCAUGGCAGGAGAGACAUUAUUCGGACCACUCGCCAUUCUUGUAUGCCUCGUCAACAUGGGCGUCAAUGUCAGGAUGAGAGUCAAUAUGUCAAUUGAGGAGAUAUUACGGACCUCGGAAACUGGGCAAUGCCGCCACAGGCCCAUGACGGCAGCUGAAAUGAUGCGGCAUGUCCCUGCCAGCGUUGUCCAGACUUGGAGCGAUGCUUGUCAGACUGGUUGGGAUUGUCUGCUGCUUGCACUGUGUUUGGCAGAGACUCAUCCGGUGUACAUGGCGAGUAUCAAUUUGGACGAAGAUGGUCGUCUGAGCAAUGGCUAUCUUGAAGCACGCAGACGGAUUCAAUCUGAGUGUGGCCUGUGGGAUCUUCACCGUCAUUCAAAUUUCGGGUGCACCAAUAAAGCGAUUGGGCUUUUAUGGGCCAUGAUACAAGCGGAGAUGUUAACAUAUCGACGGUUGAAGGUAAACGACCCUUGGAUCUCCAAUAAUUUCCAGAUGCUGGCACUGCACGCAUGGCUCAAGGGUGAGACAGAAGAUUGCAAUACGCCGCUUGUGAGCGAAGGCAUGAUUAAGGCUCAUUCAAAAUGUGGCUGGUUUCUGGACGAUGAUGAAUACCCUUACACUUGUCCAACAGCCUCAGACGUUUCCAAGGAGUGGUUCGCCAAUGUUGACGACUAUGAAAGGGCGACGUUCGUUAAUCAACGAUAUUUCAGCGAUUUUUAG
Molecule: messenger RNA, 2463 nt
Organism: Fusarium venenatum
Lineage: Eukaryota; Fungi; Ascomycota; Sordariomycetes; Hypocreales; Nectriaceae
Source: RefSeq, a predicted model, not a curated record